Messenger RNA from Ictidomys tridecemlineatus (thirteen-lined ground squirrel), 531 nucleotides. NCBI's taxonomy places the organism in Eukaryota, Metazoa, Chordata, Mammalia, Rodentia, Sciuridae. The record is from RefSeq and is a predicted model, not a curated record.
UUAAGCUCAGUCAAGAUGACAACCUCCCUAAAGCAUGGAGACUUUGUGGCAGAGCCUAUGGGGGAAAAGCCAGUGAGAAGCCUGCCUGGGAUUGGUGAAGUCCCGGGCAAGAAGUUGGAGGAAAGGGGCUUUGAUAAAGCGUAUGUUGUCCUUGGUCAGUUUCUGGUGCUAAAGAAAGAUGAAAUUAUCUUCCAGGAAUGGCUGAAGGACACAUGUGGUGCCAAUACCAAGUAGUCCCAGGACUGGUUUGGGAGCCUUUGAGAAUGGUGUGAUGUUCUCUGGGGAGCCCUCAAUCCCCAGUCCUAUUAUCAAGUCUCCAGAGGUUGUCGCAUGCGCUCUCGACACAAUCAUGUUUGUCGCAAUGGGCCCUACGCGGAAGGUUACCUAAGACCAGUGACUUUAAUGAUAGUCAUUUGGUUGGUAGCGCUGGUUACCGUGCUACCUCCGCGAGGGUACUUGAUUGUAACAGAAAGUAGUUCCGGCCCGUGUUGUUUCGGCCGAGGAGCCGUCGCCGCCAUUUCAAGACCGUGA